This is a messenger RNA of Cyprinodon tularosa, 1449 nucleotides long. Its product is annotated as adhesion G-protein coupled receptor G1-like. Gene Ontology annotation, molecular function: G protein-coupled receptor activity. Gene Ontology annotation, biological process: cell surface receptor signaling pathway; adenylate cyclase-activating G protein-coupled receptor signaling pathway. NCBI's taxonomy places the organism in Eukaryota, Metazoa, Chordata, Actinopteri, Cyprinodontiformes, Cyprinodontidae. The record is from RefSeq and is a predicted model, not a curated record. Gene Ontology annotation, cellular component: membrane. The transcript has 12 exons. The annotation marks the transcript as partial.
UAUCCAGCUGCUCUCAGCACUAGUUUUUCUACAUGGUUUUACAUCUUUUAUGAACAUCGUCGAGGAUUCUACAUUAUGCAGAGGUGGAAGCAUUGGGCGUCUUUGUUGGGAUUAUUCUGUUUUCUAUUUCAUCCCACUAAAAAUAUGGGAGCCUGUAAAGGUCCAAUAAAACCUGCAAAAUGCUCCAAAAACCCAAGAAUCUGUGAAAAGUUACCUGGACCUGAAAAGGCUGAAAGGUGUUUUGAACGUUUAAGUGAAUUUCUGAAGAAAAACCCGCAUUGUGACAAACUCCAAGCAAUUAGACAGAUGGAGGAAGUUUUGGAGGAAACAGAAGUAACCGAAACAAGAUGGAUCCAUUCAAACUGUUCUGUAGCUGUGCUAUAUAAGCCAGCAGGCUCUGGCUGCAAGGGGCUAGAGAUGGACGUCAGUGACUCUGAGGUGGGAGACAUGCUGAUGCUGGGAGCUGCAGAUAAGGAUGUUCCCAGAAGAAAAGCGAGAUUUCAGCUGCCAGAAGAAGUCAAACUCGGACCUGAUAAUAUAGUUGCAUUCAUGAUGAUUCAGCUUCCAGAUGAGGUUGUUUGGGAAGGUUUGGAGAAUCUCUAUGAUCACAGGUUAAUUGCCCUGAGUGUCCGAGGAACGGAAGUUUCAGGACUUAAGGAACCAAUCAAGAUCACACUCAGCAUUACUACAAGUAUAAAAGAACAUCUGGAACCCAUGUGUGUGUAUUUAAAUACUUCAACUAAUGAUACGACCCCAGAGAAAUGUGACGACACCACAUCUAAUCAGACCCACAUCACCUGCUUCUCCAAUCAUCUCACCUACUUCGGAGUCCUUCUGGUGUCUGCAGAAAUCUCAGCUAAAGACGAGGAGAUCCUAUUCUACAUGACCUACAUCGGCUGCAGUAUCUCUCUCUUAGCUCUGCUCAUCACUGUCGUCCUCUGCAUCAUAAAAAGGAAACUCCGAGGGGAUGAUUCCAAGAAGAUCCACAUCAGCCUGGCGGUCGCUCUAAUCCUCCUAAACGUUCACUUCCUCCCCAGCCAGGCAGUGGCAGCAAUGCCCUCUAGUGAGCUUUGUCUCUAUGUGGCUCUUCUGCUUCAUUAUUCCUUGUUGGCCUCUUUUACCUGGAUGGCCUUGGAGGGCUUCCACCUCUAUCUUCUCCUGGUUAAAGUCUUUAACAUCUAUGUGAGGAGAUACCUGCUGAAGCUCAGCGUGGUGGGAUGGGGUCUUCCAGCUGUCGUUGUGUCAGUGGUUGUGAUGGUUGAUAAAAGCAUGUAUGGUCGAACCCCACUGAUCGCAUCUAGACCCAAUGAAACCACAAUAUGUUAUAUAACCAAUAACACUGCAAAGACGGUGACCACAGUGGGAUUGCUCAGCUUGGUGUUCAUCUUUAAUCUGAUCAUGUUUGGAGUUACAGUCAAAUGGUUCAUGAGGUCCCGCUUUAACAAAGAG